AUGGAAGAGAAAAGAAACAGAAAGAAAAAUUUCAGUCAUGAAGAAAUUCUUAUUUUAAUUGAUGGAUACAAAGAGAACAAAACAGUCCUUGAAAGCAAAUUAAACUCGUCUGUCACAAACCGAAAAAAAGGUGAGAUCUGGCAGGACAUAACAAACAAAAUAAAUGCAAAAGGCUGUGAGCAGAGGGAGAUAAAGGAAGUAAGCAAGAAGUGGAGCGAUCUUAAGACACAAGCAAUCGAGGAUUUUCCUCGCACAAAACAUGUGCCCACUGGAGGGGGUCCGAGACCUGAGCCUAGCCCAUACUCCACCGUUAUCCUGGAAAUAAUUGGCGACAACUCACCCACCGUCUGCGGAAUCACUGGAGUUGAAAGUGGAACUGAAGCCACAGACGACAUUGCUCAAAGUGUUGCAUCAGGUCAGCCAACCUGCGACAGCCAACUCGCAACAGAAACUUGCGCUGAAAACAUUGUUGCGCCAGCAUCAGCGGGAGAUCUGCCUGUGCUUCGUACAGACCGUCCAGAGAGCACACAAGACAAAGAAACGCUAGUCGACAAUACAAAGAAAAGGAAACGUACAAAUGAGCAGGAUGAAGACAUAAACUAUAGCCGCUGUAAGCUUAUCAAACUUGAAUGUGCGAAAGUAGAACAGGAGAUCUUAAAAAUAAAAAGUGAACGAAAAAAGCUAGAACUCGAAAAUGUGAAACUAAACCUAGAAAUAAUUAAAUUACAAGAGGAGUUAAAGCCUCUUGGCUACUCCUUCAACAUCGUUGAAAUGUAG
Paramisgurnus dabryanus is the source of this 777-nucleotide messenger RNA. The record is from RefSeq and is a predicted model, not a curated record. NCBI's taxonomy places the organism in Eukaryota, Metazoa, Chordata, Actinopteri, Cypriniformes, Cobitidae.